UAAAUACCUAAAGGGUUGUCUGUACGUGUCGUGUCCCUCUGUAUUUCUCCUCCUCCGAAAGAGUCGGCCAUCCGCGCGAUCUCCGCUGCAGCCGAAGUCUUCUCCGUCGAAAAAUGGAUUUAUGCCCUUCUGUGAAAAAUAUUAUCCUUCUUGAUUCAGAAGGAAAACGUGUUGCAGCUAAAUACUAUUCGAAUGAUUGGCCCACCAGGGAUGCUAAGGAAACUUUUGAGAAGGCUAUAUUUGACAAAACUCAGAAGACAAAUGGUCGCGCAGAAGUUGAGAUUACCAUAUUUGAGAACUACAUUGUUGUCUACAAGUUCUCUCAAGAUGUACAUUUCUAUGUUACUGGAGAUGAAAAUGAAAAUGAAAUCAUUCUAGCCAGUGUUCUUCAAGGAUUCUUAGAGGCUGUUGGCAUUAUACUCAAGGGCAGUGUUGACAAGAGAGAAAUACUUGAAAAUUUGGAUCUCAUCCUUUUAUGCGUUGAUGAAAUUGUUGAUGGCGGUGGUAGAUUUAUUCUCGAAACGGAUGGCAACUCCAUUGCUGAUAAAGCUGCAAGUCACAGUAGGGAUUCUGGAUCCCCUCUUUCUGAGCAGACAUUAACGCAAGCACUGGCUGUUGCCCGCGAACAUCUCGCUCGGUCUCUUCUGAGGUGAUUGAUAUACCUCAAUUUUGAAAGAAAAAGGAAUAUGGAGCCAAUUAUUGUGCUGCAGGGAAUGGUGAUGAUAUUCCUUCCUUCCUUGUUGAUCUUGGACUUAUUAUUGUGGAUAGAAAUAUGGUUGAGACAGGGUACAAAAGAAUUCCAAAGAUAACAUUAAUAUAUUACAUAGAGGAGCAGAAUGUGCCGACGCCAAACAUUUGGUUUGUUUCCCUUUUAGUUGGAAUGCAUUUUUUAUUAUCAA
Messenger RNA from Andrographis paniculata, 899 nucleotides. Its product is annotated as coatomer subunit zeta-1-like. The transcript has 6 exons. The record is from RefSeq and is a predicted model, not a curated record. Gene Ontology annotation, biological process: retrograde vesicle-mediated transport, Golgi to endoplasmic reticulum; intra-Golgi vesicle-mediated transport; intracellular protein transport. NCBI's taxonomy places the organism in Eukaryota, Viridiplantae, Streptophyta, Magnoliopsida, Lamiales, Acanthaceae. Gene Ontology annotation, cellular component: COPI vesicle coat. The coding region runs from base 114 to 653 and encodes 179 amino acids.